Messenger RNA from Lactuca sativa (garden lettuce), 917 nucleotides. Its product is annotated as transcription factor bHLH106. The record is from RefSeq and is a predicted model, not a curated record. Gene Ontology annotation, molecular function: protein dimerization activity; DNA-binding transcription factor activity. Gene Ontology annotation, biological process: regulation of DNA-templated transcription. Lineage: Eukaryota; Viridiplantae; Streptophyta; Magnoliopsida; Asterales; Asteraceae.
AACAAGAGAGGAAAAAACCAUGCGGACCUUCGGUCAAAAGGCGUUCCAUCAUAACCGAAGAGACACAUGAAGUACACCACCCGCCCCACAAACACUCACUCCCGACAAAGCAUGCACUCAGACCUUUACCAUCCCUCCACCACCACCAUUUCCGCCGGAAACAUGUCAAAUCGCCAUCACCUCUCGCCGCAGAUGCUGCUCCAAACCUGUAAUCCGUCGUUGCAGUUGCAGUCAGAUCGUUAUGGUUAUGAUGACUUGGUGACCACAGAUUCGCCACUACCUGCUCGCUCCUUCUCAUCGUCGACGUCAGCUUCCAUAAAUCACAAAGAAGCUGAGAAGCGUCGGAGAGAGAGAAUCAAUUCUCAUCUUAAUCGCCUUAGAACACUUCUUCCUUGCAAUUCCAAAACAGAUAAAGCAUCUCUGCUUGCAAAAGUGAUUCAAAGGUUGAAGGAGCUGAAACAAACAACUUCAGAAAUCGAACAUCUCGAAGGCUUACCUUCUGAAACGGAUGAAAUCACAGUAAUCUCGUUGAAUAACAAUCAAAGCGAUGGAAGAAUAGUAAUCAAGGCUUCAAUAUGUUGUGAUGACCGAUCAGAUCUUCUUAGCGACAUGAUCCGAACCCUAAAAUCACUCCACCUGAGUCCUUCAAGAAUGGAACUGGUUGCGAUGGGUGGGCGUAUAAGGAACGUCGUAUUGGUGGAAUGUGAUUAUCCAGGAGAUGAUUGUGGUGAUUUGAUUCAUUGCUUGAAGGAAGCGUUGGGUUGCUUGAUUAAAAGUAAUUUGGGUUCGGAUCAAUCAUCAAAACGUAGAAAGAUGCUUGUUUGUACAUGAACAUGAUCAUCUUGUGAUUCAUUUCAUCAUUUGGAUCUUCAAAUAUGUUGAUUUGUGGUUAUAAUAGAGUUAAUCGUUUGAUCCUA